Messenger RNA from Daucus carota subsp. sativus, 678 nucleotides. Its product is annotated as vicilin Cor a 11.0101-like. The transcript is spliced from 4 exons. The record is from RefSeq and is a predicted model, not a curated record. Lineage: Eukaryota; Viridiplantae; Streptophyta; Magnoliopsida; Apiales; Apiaceae. The coding region runs from base 1 to 678 and encodes 225 amino acids.
AUGGCAAACAAAGGCAAGCCCUGUGCUUUCCUUCUCAUUCUCUUCCUUUGUCUUGCUUCUUUUAUUACUCUUAAAGCACUUGACAAAAGCGAUACGACGCUGACCAAGUGCAUCAAGAGUUGCCAACGGAACCCUCAGAGCCCAGAGGAGCGAUAUCGGGCUUGUCAGCAGCACUGCGAGAUCACUGAACUGCAGCACCGCCCUGAGUGCAGACAACAGUGCAUAGACAACCUCAGGAUUCUUCAGAAGUUCUUGGAUCAUUCCAAGCUUUUAUCAGGCAUCAACAGCUUCCGUUUUGGAUUUCUUGUGGUCGGUCCUCACGCGUUUCUUGUCCCUAGCCAUCUGGAUGCGGACCUUCUUAACGUUGUUCUUCGAGGAAGGGGAAGAGUGAGCUUGGUACGUUCGAAAGGAAGAGAGAGCUUAAGUCUUCAACCUGGCGAUAUCUACAGAAUUCCUGCAGGAACAACUGCUUACUUGAUCAAUAUAGACAAGAGUGAGAAACUUGUGAUUGCGUCGCUCAUCCAACCUGUUUCCACUCCAAGCAAAUUUGAGGUGGAUAGGGAUAGGCUGCAGAGAUUUCUGGGACAAAAGAAUGAGGGGUUCUUCGUCGACGCUUCUGAAGAGCAAAUCAGGGCUUUGAGUGAUCAUGCAGGUGAAAAAGGGUCAUGGCCUUUUUAA